Molecule: messenger RNA, 765 nt
Organism: Tarenaya hassleriana
Lineage: Eukaryota; Viridiplantae; Streptophyta; Magnoliopsida; Brassicales; Cleomaceae
Exons: 2
Coding region: 132-572 (146 amino acids)
Source: RefSeq, a predicted model, not a curated record
AAAUUUAUUCAAAAUAUAUAUAUAUAUAUAAAAGGCUCAUAUAUGUUUGUAUGAUAAAGCACACGUUUUGACAAGAACUCACCUGCUCUUAUCUCAUUGUUCAAAGGAAAAUCAAUCUCAAUCUAAAGCAGAUGGGAGGAGUGAGAUAUGAUCCUACGAGGAGGAUCGAUGAGGAAGAAGACGAAGAUUCAAGAGAUUCAUCACCAUCACCAUCAUCAUCAUCAUCAUCAUCAUCAUCAUGUUCCUCUAUGUCUUCUUCAUCUGGUUUAGCAGAGGAUGAUACCUCCUCAGACGGGCCUCUCCAUGAUCUAUCUGACCUCAUGGAUCAACUCCCCAUCAAGAGGCGAGGGUUGUCCAAAUUUUAUGGAGGCAAAUCACAGUCAUUCACUUGUCUUGCAAAUGUGAAAAGGGUAGAGGAUAUUGCGAAAGAGAAGUGGAGGAAGCCAUGCAAGGGCUCUUGUUGGGGUCUUUUUAGCCCCAAGGCCACAAUCUCAAAGAAGUCAACAAGAAAAUCUUCAGCACUUUCUUCUCUGUCCAUGAAAGCUGCUUUCAUUAACCAAAAUCCACUGUGAAAAAAAAAAUAGGACAAUCCUUGUUUUAUGACACAACAGUACUCUCUGGUUCGGUUCAGGUUGUAUCUCAGUUUUUUUUUCCCCUGAACCCGAACGAGAGCAAGAACAAGAACAUCGGCUUUGAUUCCUUCUCCUUGUCUUUCACAUGUCUGUAACGGAAGUCAAGAAUCUUGAACAAAACAGAUGUUUCUCA